AUGAUAUGCAUAGAAUGUACCAAUCCCAAUAUAGAUUGUUUGUAUUCGAAAUAUGAAAGUGAUUACAUAAAAUUGACUAUUUGUCCUGAAUGUGGAAAGAUUGCUGAUAAAUAUAUCGAAUAUGAUAAUGUCAUUUUAUUCAUUGAUCUAUUGUUACUCAAAACUCGAGCCUAUAGACAUUUGGCGUAUAAUGUUACGGAACAGGAUAUAUUGAAUGAAUCACAGGAUCUGAACUUAUCAUCUGAUACGAAUAAGAUUGGUCCAAGAAUAUCAUUGUCGUCAUUUGUUCUAAGAUACAAGAAAUUACUUAGACUCAUUCUCUUGAUAGUGUUGUUUGAAGUAUAUUUAAAAUGGGCUUAUGAAGAAAGAAAAUCGAUUCACACCAUAGGAAUGGACUUUAUUUUGAACCAACCAGUACAUGUCCAGUAUUCGUUCUUCAUUACUGAGCUGAUUAUUGAACAAUUCUUACUAAACUUUGUCAUAUUGGUUUUAUUUCGAUUAUUACUAAAUUUAAAGGAAUUAAAAAAUAUCAACAUCAGUGAACAACUCCAAUUUGGAUAUCAGAAUAGUGUGCUAUUGGUCACGAUACUAUCUUCAAGUUCAAUUAAGUUGUUCCCGAUUUUAAUGUUGAUUUGGCCAUAUGAUACAACCUCGAUUUCUGCUGCUGUCAUUAAUGUCAUUGGAUAUCUUUAUAUCAUUGAAGGUUUAAAGAUCAUUUCCAAUAAAUCGUACUUUUGGAUCAUACUUAUCUUAGCCAUUUCGAUUACAUCUCAAUUCCUAAUUUCGAAAAGGGUCUUAUCGUUUAUUGUUUCUAGAUUAUCUGGUAUAGAUCUAGAUGUCAUUCUCCAAAGUGAUUAUAAUGAAAUUUAUGGGCUCUAUAAUCAAUAUCGAUUAUUCAUUUACGAUUUACGAGAUAAUCUAAUAAAUUAA
This is a messenger RNA of Scheffersomyces coipomensis, 930 nucleotides long. RefSeq names its product sterol homeostasis protein (gene ARV1). Gene Ontology annotation, cellular component: Golgi apparatus; cortical endoplasmic reticulum. Gene Ontology annotation, biological process: regulation of plasma membrane sterol distribution; sterol metabolic process; intracellular sterol transport. Bases 1 to 930 code for a protein of 309 amino acids. The record is from RefSeq and is a predicted model, not a curated record. Lineage: Eukaryota; Fungi; Ascomycota; Pichiomycetes; Serinales; Debaryomycetaceae. The transcript has a single exon.